Messenger RNA from Caenorhabditis sp. 36 PRJEB53466, 4679 nucleotides. Lineage: Eukaryota; Metazoa; Nematoda; Chromadorea; Rhabditida; Rhabditidae. The record is from the annotation of a GenBank genome assembly.
AUGGAAGUUGGCCAACGGCACGAGGAUGACGUCACGAACCACGCGGGACUGGUCGAAGAGGUGCUCGACGCGAGCCCGCAGGCGGUCCGAAUCGUCGAAGUCGUCGAGGAAUCGGAUCAUUCGUUCGAGCUGAACAUUCUCGAAUUGGAGAAAAUAUUGUUGAAUCCGAAAAUCGCCGACAAAAAGGUUUCCUCGCUUUUUUCUCUUUUUUCUAUUCGAACGCUCAAAAUUACGAAAAAUACUACUUUUUAGAGUUUUUACUAUGUGAAAUUAAUAAAUUGUUAUGAAAAAUUGCAGGUGGCAGUGAUUGGAGUUGCGGGCGCGUACCGCAAAGGAAAAUCGUUCCUUCUCAACUUUUUCCUCCGUUAUUUGACGUGGAGAUCGAAAGCCGAAAAGGUUAUGGGAGGUAAUUUUGCUAGGUUUUCUAAUAAAAAAUGUGUUUCACGAUUACUUGUUCAUACGCGUAUUGAGACUUGCGUCAUUCUAAUGGUUUGGCGUUUUGGGCCACUUGCAAUGAUGCGAUGCGGACCAAACUUUGCCGGUUUCUUGGACUUGGAUUGAAGUAUAUUGAGUCCAAGUUACAGAACGAUCGGAUCAUCAUCUGGACCCGAGAUAUACCGAUUUGAGGCCUAAAAUACCGGGUUUUUCGAAAAUUGCGGCCUUUUCGGCCUUUGAUCCACAUAUCUCGGAACCGGAUCGAUCUGAAACUUGGACCCAAUAUACUUCAAUCUAAGUUCAAGGAGCCUGCAAAGCUUGGACCCGAUGGGAUCAUUCAUUGCAUGUUGGUCAAAAAGCAAUGCCUUUUGCCCAGCCCAGAUUUUUUCCAUUUUUUGUUGUUGCAGAAAUCGAUUUGGAAGACGAGCAAUGGAUGUCUCCGAACAGUCCGUUGUCGGGAUUCUCGUGGAGAGGCGGCAGCGAGCGCGACACGAACGGAAUUCUCAUCUGGAGCGAGCCGUUCCUGAUGAAGGACAAAAAUGGCGAAGAGGUGAUUGAUUUUGCGCAGUUGCUUUCAAGGUCGAAAUUCUGAAAAAUUUGCAGUUUCAGAAACUGUUUCCAGCAGAUUUUCGUAUUUUCCACUCUAUGUUUGCACAACAACAUCUUUUUUUGCAGGUCGCCGUUCUUUUGAUGGACACUCAGGGCGCUUUCGAUUCGCAAUCGACCGUCAAGGACUGCGCCACUAUUUUCGCCCUCUCCACUAUGAUUUCGAGCGUUCAGGUACGUAGAAUUGCAUUCCUGAAUUUUUUGCACUAAAAUAGCGAAGAUAUCAUGGAAUUUGAUGAGAAAAACGUUUUUUUUCACUCUACCCCUCAUAAAAUAUCCUUUUUGUCACGACUGGACAGUUGGCCGGUUCUUGACAUAGACUUUUGACCCACUUGCAAUAAUCUUUGACUUGGACGGAAGUAUAUUGAGUCGAAUCGAAGCUGUCGACUCUCGACGAACAAAAUGUCAAGAAACUCCGAGCCGCUAGAUUAUUUUAACAUAUAAAUGCGGAAAUAAACAACGAUUUUGCUUAUAACUGAAGCGCAAAAAACUGAAAAAAAAACUGUUUUGCGAAACGAUUGACACUGUAAUUAUUUUGCAGAUCUUCAAUUUGUCGCAAAACAUUCAAGAGGACGACCUGCAACACUUGCAACUGUUCACCGAGUACGGACGGCUCGCACUCGAGGACUCGGCCGCCAAACCCUUCCAAUCGCUGCUCUUCCUCGUCCGCGACUGGUCGUUUCCCUACGAGGCCGAAUUCGGAUUUCAGGGCGGACAGCGCAUUCUCGACAAGCGCCUCGAGGUCUGCCAUUUUUUAUGUGAAUAAUGAAACAUUGUGUGCAUGUUCAUAUUUUUGUUCUUUGCAGGCUUCUUGAACUCGCAUCGAAAUAUAUUGGGUCCGAGUUUCAGACCGAGCCGAUCAUCUGGUCUCGAGAUUUGUGGAUCGGGUGUUGAAUAGGCCGCGUUUUGCGAUCCACAUAUCUCGGGACCGGAUGAUCCGAUCGGUCUGAAACUUGGACCCAAUAUACUUUAAUCCAAGUGCAAUAAGCCUGCAAAGUUUGGGACCGAGCAGAUUACUGCAAGUGAAUCAAAAGUCCAGGCUACAAAAAGCAUGGGCCGAAACAUUGAAAAAAUUUGCAAAUUGCAGGUAUCGGAGAAGCAACACGCUGAACUGCAACAACUCCGUCAGCACAUUCGCUCGUGCUUCGAGAAUAUUGGCUGCUUUUUGAUGCCGCAUCCGGGACUAAAAGUGGCCACGAACCGAGAAUUCGACGGAAAACUUGUCGGUCAGCGAUUGCUUUUUAUGAGAUGACCAAAGAAGGUGUAAACAUUUUUAAUUGCAUCAAUUUUCAGACAUUGAACGGGAAUUCCAGCAGCAGCUGGGCGUGAUGGUACCGCGAUUGCUCGACUCGCACGCCCUCGUACACAAGGAAAUCAACGGACAAAAGAUUUCGUGCCGCGAACUGCUCGAGUACUUUAAGGCCUACAUUCGCAUCUUCCAAGGUGCGUUCAUUUUUAGCGACUUUGCCGCACCCGUUAAGGCCCCGGCCAUCCAUCCGGCUUUCAAAUUGCAUACAUUAUCAAACAUUUUCCAAUUUUGUCAGGCCAAGACCUUCCGGAGCCGAAAUCGAUGUUGAUGGCGACGGCGGAGGCGAACAACCUGGCGGCGGUGGCGUCGGCGCGUGCCGUUUACGUGCGGAUGAUGGAGGAAGUGUGCGGCGGCGACACGCCGUACAUGUCGACGAAGGAACUGCAGGAGGAGCACGCGCGGUGCCAGACGGAGGCGAUCCGCGAGUUCCGCAACGCGCGCAAGAUGGGCGGCGUCGAGUUCUCGCUCACUUUUCUGAAUCGACUUGAGGAGGAUCUGCAGGUUCGCGCCUUUUUUUUUAUUGAAUUGUAUUAGAAUGUCAAUGUGAAACAGAAAAAAAUCCCAUUAAAACAUAGGCGUAUGAUAUGCCUAUGAUAUCACGGUCUCCAGAGCUGACAAUAUGGGCGUGGCCUCGACCAAAUGGCGUUUUCAUGAAUUGAGCAGGUUUUCUCUGAUUUUUGUGGUCAAAGGCGAUGAAAAAUGAUUGUUCGACGUGAAAACACACUAAUUCUAAGAAUUAAUGACGUUUUGGCGCAUUUUUCGCGGACUUUGCUUUUUCGCCUUCGCCGCCGAUCGCCGCAUUUUGAGCGCUCAAACCGCGAAAACUACCGAAAAGCAACUGAAAUUCACGCAGUUUUAGCCAAAAACCUUCAAACGGAUAAAUGUGAUUUGCGACUUGACAAAAUUUAACGCUCUUGCGCUUAAAAAAUUCGUAAUAGUCUAUACAAUCGGUCUAUCGAGAGACAAAUCAGAAAUUAUCGGUUUUUCGUGGCUAAUCUGGCAAAAAACACUAAUUUUGCUGUUAAAAUUUGAAUUUCGCGCCAAUGUAUCGCUCUAUUGGGCGGAGCGCACUUGCGCCCAUUGUAAGCUCUGGAGACCGUGGAUAUGCCUAUGACAUUAAACAUGAAAUUAUAUAGAAAAGCAGAAAAAACAAGUAGUAUUUCCAGCAAUCCUACGACGCGUACGAGAAGGUGAACAACGGCAAGAACCUGUUCAAAUCGAUGCGGACGCCGACAGUGCUCGUAACUCUCAUGAUCAUCGACUACAUCUUUCAGGAGUUCUUCCAGUUGCUCGGAAUGGACGGCAUUGCUGGUAGGUGUUUUUUAUUCGCAGAAGACAUCCGAAACUCACGCCUGGCGAGUCUAUGUGUCUGAAUUGCCACAUUCCGUGUCCGAGUCCCAACACUCAGAAAAGCCUGGAAACGGAACGGCGUGGCCUAGAAAACUCUUAGGCCAUGUGAUCUUUUUUUGCAUUCGGCACAAUCCUCAGACGUUGAUUCACACAAAUUAGCAGAUUGUAAAAGUGCAAGGGAAGUGUUUUCUAGGCCACGGCCACAACUUUAACUGCGCGCUGUUCCGUUUUUAGAAGCUUUGGACUGUUAUCAAUAUUUUAGCAAUGCGGCCUUGAAAAUAUAGAAAAUUUUCCGGACAGCAGCUGCAGCACAAUAUAUGUAGAAACGUUUAAUAGUUAAUCGCCGCCACUUUGUACACUGUGAUUUUUGAAUAAAAAUGUAUUAUUUUGUUCAGGAAUCUUCUCCUCAAUUCUGGUGCUCGUGAUCGGCGCCCUGAGCGUUUGGGCCUAUUCUCGCUACUCGGGACACUUGAGAGAAGCCGGCGGAUACGUGAGUUUUUGAAAAUUGCAGUAUUCUCAUUAUAAACUCUGGCGCAUUAGAGAAACAAUUACCGUUCGCAAAAUGUUAACGCGACUCUUUGUUCGGCAUAUAGAGUAGUGAAUGAAAAUUUGAAACGAAAAAAGUGUGUAAUUUGAAACUGUAAAAAGUAGUUGUGACAUCCUCGAUAAUCAUCAAUUUAACUGACUGGCGAAAAAUUUCAAAGAAACAAUACGUUCAUAAGUUGAAACUGAGAAAAAACAUAUCAUGCAAGUGAGUUUUAUCGAAAAAUUCAGAAAACGGCUCGGAAAAAUAACACCCAAUUUUUUGUGUUUGCAGGUCGAUGAGGCGGUCUCGUACGUGUGGACCAAUUUCAUCUCGCCAAACGCCGGUCACCUGGGACCGUUGGGCGGUGCGAUUCAGCUCGGAGACGCCGUUUCGGCCGCAAACGACCGAAACUCGACGAGGACUUUGACGACGGACUCGAAAAAGCGGCUCUAA